Aspergillus puulaauensis is the source of this 1977-nucleotide messenger RNA. RefSeq names its product MFS transporter. Gene Ontology annotation, biological process: xenobiotic detoxification by transmembrane export across the plasma membrane. Gene Ontology annotation, molecular function: fluconazole transmembrane transporter activity. Bases 1 to 1977 code for a protein of 658 amino acids. The record is from RefSeq and is a predicted model, not a curated record. Lineage: Eukaryota; Fungi; Ascomycota; Eurotiomycetes; Eurotiales; Aspergillaceae. The transcript has 2 exons.
AUGUACACAAGGCUUUUCUUUCCACAUCAAUCGCUCUCUCGACCAUUUGAACUUCAUUCAUUUUCACAGACUUUCCGCCAAGGGUCGUCUCUAUCAAGAACCAACUUGAUUUCGAGUGUCGAAGCUGGGCUUCGGCGUAUGGCAGUCAUAAGCGAUGUGGAAGGGGCCCGGGAGGCAGCCCCAUUCCCUCGAUUCUCUUCCAAAGUUCCUUUCUGGCGUCUUGUUUUCGAUCAGAGCGCGAUCACAGAGGAAGUUCUGCACUAUCACUGCGAAGGCUCUGGUACUGAGAGUGACCCAUUCAUUGUGACGUGGCUGCCGAGAGAUCCACGCAAUCCGAUGAAUUUCCCAGCGAGCACAAAAUGGUCAAUCACGAUCUUGGUUUCAUUUGUCACCCUAACCGUCGCGCUGGUCUCAUCGGCAUUCUCGGGCGGCAUGGGCCAGAUGGUCGCGGAAUUUGGUGUCCAGGAAGAGAUUGUCAUCCUUGGUGUUUCGCUCUUUGUUUUGGGCUUUGCUGAGAUUGGGCCAUUGAUAUGGGCACCACUGAGCGAGGUCUUUGGUCGUCGGCAGAUGUUCACGAUCAGUUUCGCAUUUCUUACUGCAUUCAAUGCCGGAGCGGCCGGGGCUCAGAACAUCCAAACCCUUAUCAUCCUUCGAUUUCUCGCCGGCUGUUUUGGCUCCUCGCCUUUUGGGAAUGCAGGUGGUACCAUUGCUGAUAUGUUUCCCGCCUUGCAGCGAGGAAUUGCGGUUAGCCUUUUCGCUGCAGCGCCCUUCCUUGGCCCAACUAUCGGCCCUGUUGUUGGCGGGUUUCUUGCAACAGGUUCUGGUUGGCGGUGGGUCGAAGGCUUCCUAGCUGUCUUUUCUGGCGUUCUUUGGCUUAGCAUCGUCUUAUUUCUACCAGAGACUUACUCCCCGGUAUUACUGCGCCGACGAGCAGCUGCAUUGUCGAAAGUGACCGGCGAUGUCUACAGAAGUAAACUUGACGAACAUGGGCCUAUUGCACUGAAGAAGACCCUCCAAACUGCGCUUUCACGACCUUGGAUCUUACUCUUCCGCGAGCCGAUUGUUCUUCUUUUUUCCAUCUACAUGUCGAUCAUAUAUGGCACACUCUAUAUGCUAUUCGCAGCCUAUCCUAUUGUCUUUCAAGAGGGCCGGGGCUGGAGUGAAGGAAUUGGUGGCCUUGCAUUCUUGGGCAUUCUCGUCGGUAUGGUUCCUGCUGUCAUGUCCACGAUUCCCGAGAAUCUACGCUAUGCCAGACUGUGCAACCAGGCGAAUGGCCGUCUCCCUCCAGAGAUCCGGCUUCCACCAAGUAUGUUGGGAGGCAUUACGCUACCUAUCGGGCUCUUCUGGUUUGCCUGGACGAAUUCUCCUUCCGUUCACUGGAUGGUAUCCGUUACUGCAGGUGCACCCUUCGGAUUUGGGAUGGUGCUUAUUUUCCUGAGUGUCUUUAACUACCUCAUUGAUUCCUAUACUGUUUUUGCGGCGAGUGUCCUCGCUGCAAACUCUGCACUUCGGUCACUCUUUGGCAUGGCCUUCCCUCUUUUUACCACUUACAUGUAUAGCAACCUAGGUAUUCACUGGGCUUCAUCCAUACCUGCCUUUUUGUCUAUCCUGUGUGCCCCAUUACCAUUCGUUUUCUAUAAGUAUGGUGCUCGAAUUCGACAAAGGUGUACUUUUGCUGCCGAAGCUGACUCCUUCAUGCGCCGUCUUGAUGAACAGAGCCAGAUUGCGACGGGAAAAGACGAACAAACCAUAUCAGGGAAUGAAGAAAGCAGUGCAGGCCAGUGUAAUCAGCCUUCAUAUGAGGCAAGCGACAUCAACAAUUCGUCCAAGGUUUCUUCAUACACCGAGCCAAAUAUAUCGCGAGCGUGCUGCCAGCCCGGACAAUCUAUUCAACAAACGACGACUGCCACACAGUAUGAAGGGAACCCGUACGACCUUAACCAAGUGAACACCCAGCAGUCGGCAAGUGGUGUUUGA